Blastomyces gilchristii SLH14081 is the source of this 4764-nucleotide messenger RNA. Its product is annotated as F-box domain-containing protein. Gene Ontology annotation, molecular function: protein binding. Bases 2504 to 4258 code for a protein of 584 amino acids. NCBI's taxonomy places the organism in Eukaryota, Fungi, Ascomycota, Eurotiomycetes, Onygenales, Ajellomycetaceae. The record is from RefSeq and is a predicted model, not a curated record. The transcript has 3 exons.
CUUGAGCUGGCGCCGGGGAUAUGGUCAUCACCUCAACGGAGGGAGUAAGUGAUUAAUGCUGAUUUAUUUAGGGAGUAUAUACUCUGUAUAUCCGGACCGAAAGCCGCCCAUACAAUCAAUUGCUUCAUCAGACAUCAAUGGUUGAUAUCAUCGGGCAGGCUUUGUUCGGAAGAACUUUUUUUUUCCCUUUUUCCGUUAUUUGGAGGGAAAAAGCCGGUAGAGAAUGAGACAAUUUUCGAUGCAUGGGGCGACCGGGGAUGAUGGCUGAGGGUCGCUAAUAAGGGUCCACCGAUGAAAGAAUACUGCGUGCGCCCAAGGACUGGGUUGUUCGUUCACUUGCAAUUAAUAAAUAAGAAGAGUGGGGAGAGGCAUUUUUUGACUGUGGUGCUCGGUGAAGCCUGCAGGAGAUAAAGGCAGAGAAUGGCCCCGCAGAUUUGAGGCAAUAAUAAUGUUCAAGAGAGAGCUUUGGGAUACGGAUAGAUGUUGUGAAUGUGUUGAAUGUUGAUGAGCCUGACUUUUUCAUUUCUUUUCUUCCUUCCUUCAUUCCUUUCUUUCUUUCUUUCUUUCUUCAUUUUUGCCUUUUCUUGUUCCUUUGUCCUGAUCUGCUCUAUUUUCAUGUGCAAGUUGCAUGUAUCCGGGCUGCUGGAGGGUAUGAAUACCUUCAAGCUCUGACAAUAAUGAACAGAGUAACUCCGUAGUCGAUUUGCAAAACAACAACUUUAAGGGCAAAAUGCGGAGUUCUUUUGUUGAGAGCCUGGGACAGAUUUCGUCAUUAUUUAUGCUCUUUAUUACUCCCAAUCAUUAUUAUAAGUUAUUCGGGUUAACCUCCAAGGGACCCGUUAGGUUAUAGAAGUUAGUCGGGCAAAGCGUCGAACCUUCGAACCUUGGAACCCUUUGCGGGAUCUGUGACUCUGCGGCCAUGGAUUCGCGGGAAUUUUCUUCGGCAGGAUCUGAAACACAGAGAUUUAUAUACACACCCCCUCCUUUUGAUAGGAGCACCACCUACUAAAUUAUAAUAAUAGGCAUGGCUUGGUAAUUAAAUUCCCACUAAUUAAUACAUAUAAGAUGGUGCAACCACUGUAUGUAGUGGUUAAAAUAUCAAUGUUGUGCGGCCUCAGUCCCAUCCCUCUCUAUCCCCUCAUAUAAUCCUCAUCCACUCAAGAAUCUCACUCAUUCUCAUUCUUCCACAGGCUCUCUACUGUAAACUCUGCAGCUGUGUCAUAUACAGACUGCAAGCUGCUCUGACUGUCACAGUCAUAGUCAUAUCAGACAGGCAGACAGACAAGUGAUAAUUUGAACUUCUGUGUGCAUAUAAGAUUUCUGGCUUUUUUUUUACAUACUACUUAAUGGAAAAUCAAUUAAGUUACUAAUCCAAACUCAAUCAAAUUUAGUAGGGGUGCGCCUAUCAAAAAGGAGGGGUGUGUAUAUAAAUCCCUUGAAACAAGCUAGGAGGGCAUUUUCUAGGCGCCUUAUUAGAGCCCUGGAAGCCCACAACAGAACAUCCAGAAGCAUGGGAGGGAGGGGGAGAAGAGGCCCAAGACCCGUAAGAGGGAUGCACACGGCGUAUGGUCGAAUGAGCGGGCUGGAACAAGAGAAGAGAGGAGAAAGUGCUUCUAGUCUGGUUGUUAGGCGUGUCAGUAGCGUGUUCGCAGUGCUGGGGUUUGGAUGCAGCGUGUGGGUUUAUUAUUUCUUCCAGGGCCCCAGGGCGUAUACUGUACAGUACAUAGUGGAUAUAGCCAUAUCGGACAUGAUAUCUUGCUCGAGUUAAGCAUGGGAUAUAGCCGAGGACAACUUGGCACGCAAGCUUUAACAGGGAGUCAUUAGUUAUACAUGCCAAAGAAGAAUUUCGUGCCAUUUUGUAGUUGUGUGAUAUUGUUAUUUAUUAUUAUUAUUAUUAUUAUUUGCGUACAAUGUGCUGGUGAAAGACGAAUCAAUCAAUCAAUCAACCAACCAUUGAUAGAUAGAUAGAUGGAUCACCAACAGCAGCAAACAUCCUCCACCUUUCAUCUUCCAACUGCUGCACUCACUCACUCAUCCUCCAACCUCCUCCACCUCAACCUACCUCAACCUACCUCUGCAAAAAUCCUCAGCUUCACCCUUCAGCCAACACCCUCCUCCCAACUCCACCAACCAGUGUCGAGCAUCAGUCCGCCUCUUUCUCCCUAGGCUUUGCUCAGCGUCACAUCCCCCGACGAUCUACCAACUCGCUCCAACGCCCGCUAUAGCCCAUAUCCUCUCUCUCCUCCCCUCCCCCCGAGCCCGCUUCUGUUUCACAUUCACAUCCCGCCCGAUGUAGACUAUUUAGUAAUAAUAUCGGCACCGGUACUAGCAUUGGCUCCCCCCUACGCUACGUACGCCAUCGAUUAUCACCGGCUUCUCCCUCGCUUCCUUCCCCCCUCUCUCCUCUUUGAUCUCGCAUUCAACACCCACACUUCCAAUCUAGCACAAAGGAAGGGAAUAACUUUGAAAGAAUAAAAAAAUAAAAAUAAAAAAAUAAAAAAACAUGAAGCUGUUCAAGCACUUCCGUUCCAAGGGGAAGAGGAAAAGUGUGGACCACUACGGCUAUGAGCAGCACGAGAAGUACAGCAAUGAUCACUACAACCACCAAAGCCCUCAGCACUCCGGCUCCAGCUACGGCCCAGCCAUAGACUACACGCGAAACCUCCCGCCCGAGAUUCUCUCUAGGAUCUUUUCCUACGUCUGCCUCCAUGUCCUGGACGAUACUUACAACUCCUCUGAGGAGUCCAUGACAGACGAUGUCUGCAUGCUCUGUGACAUGCGGGACCUUGCCCACUGCGCAGUGGUCUGCAGGAAAUGGUAUCCUCCCGCUCAUCGUCUCCUAUACCAAAAUGUCCGUAUCGAUGCCGUGCAUUAUUGCGAGCUCGAGUAUGAAUUGUCUGCCAAACGGAAGAAGAACUCGUUCCUCGACCACAACUCGGAGCCACUGGAUGCGCCCAUGACGCGGUUGACGCUAUUCAGCAGGUCAGUGCGCGAAUCUCAGCGCAUAGGAAAACUCGUGCUCUCGUUACGGAUGCCCUAUAUGACUCGAGAGGCCGGUAAGCUAUUGCUGGCGCAGACUGUACUUAUGCUACCGAACCUACGAUAUGUGGACUUGCCUGCGGGUUUUUACUGCGAUGAUGAGUCAACGCUCAUCCUCAAGCAAACCUUGAUCGCCCGGUGUCCAGAUAUUCGACGGAUGAAGUAUACCAGGGGUUCAGAGAAAAGUUUCGCUGCCAUUCAGCCACCGGAUGAGAUGGACAAUGGGGAUCCGUUUCUGCAAAGCCGCCAACUGCGUCAGCCGCCCCGGCCACAGAUCAAAGUCUGGCCAAACCUCGAGGUAUUGGAGCUUUCUGGCCUGAGCGUUUCCAUUGACAUACUCCGGAACGUCCUGGUUCAAUUCCCACGCUUAACGGACCUGAAGCUGGAGGAAUUAAACGAGAUCGAACCGGUCUUAUUCAAGAAUUCGCCUUCCCUAAGACCCUUCCUACCCAUUGAGCGCCUCACCCUCAACAAUACCCCAGGAAUCACCGACCGCGCAUUCAUGAACUACUUCAGCACCAACCACAACAAACAGGCCCUGAAGCACCUCACCCUGUCCAACACCGGCAUCACGCCAAGCUGCCUCCACCACAUCCUCAACAACUCCCCCCAAAUCCACAGCCUCUCCGUCACCCAGUACAUCUCCGAAGGUUUCAUCCAGGAUAACGUCCCCCCGCUCGCCUCCCGUUCCCUCCGCCUCCUCCAUUAUGAAAUCACAGCCAGGACCGAAAACCACGCCGCCUACUACUACAAAUACCUCAUGUCCUCCCUCCUUUCCGGCUCCCUCCCAGGCCUCCUAGACCUCUACGUCCGCGACGCCAAGUUCCCAGAAAUGCUCAUGUACGCCUCCCUACCGCAGCUUGGGGCCCCUAACGGCGGCGGCCCACCCAAGGGCCUCAACCAGGCCAUGUCCGUCUACAGCAAGGGCGCCAACGAGGUAGAGUGGAACUUCACCGCGUACGAACCGCUGGAUAUUCCGGGCGCGGGCGGCGCUGGCGGCCGACGACGACGCGGCAGCUCAUCACGCCCCGUGAGUUUCCAUGGUGCACAGCUGAGUCCGGCCUGGGGCGACGAGGCGCGCAGGAGUGUGCUGGUUGGGAAUGGAGUUGGUGGGUUCCUGGCGCUUCCUGGGGAAGAGGAGAGGCCGAAGAGUAGUGGCGGGGCGUGGAUGCAUCGUCAUCACCGGCGGGAGGGGAGUAAAGGGGAUCUCUGGCGGUGAUUGCCCCGCGAAGCGCAAGGUGGGGGCUGGAUUGUUAGCGUUUUUCCCAAUCUGUUUCGGAUUUUCUCCUUUUUUUCUCCAACUCACUUUUUUAUUUUUAUUUUUAUUUUUACUUUACUCUUUCUUUUAUAAACCCAUUCCUUGCCCUAUUAUUUUUCCUUUUUCUUGGAUUAUGAUACUCUGUACGUUGGGCUGGAUCGAGUUUCGGUUGGCUUUAACUUGGCCUGGUUGAAAACAUGGAAUAAUGUGCAUGAGUGCAUGAGGUGGGAAGGAGAUAACACUGAAGAGAGAGGGGUUUGUUUUCUCUUUGUUUUUCUGGUUUUAUAUUCCCCCCACGUUUUUCCUUUAUUUAUCUGUUCUUUUAUAUCUAGGGACCUGGUUGUCCCUUGUUUUUUAUUUUAUUUUUUAUUUUUUUAUAUAUUUAUUCUAAAGCUUCCUUUCAUCAUUCAAUCAGAUCGCGCCUUUUGGAGUUUGGAUUUUUGCGAUAACGUGACCCCCCCCCCUCC